AUGCCCACGCAUUUCAUCCGCCCGCCCUCCGCCACGUGUACAUUCGACCCUCAGCGCCUGCCUGCUGCUCUUCGUUUUUUCGGUAUUUAUGUCGGGACACAGUGCGUUGUCAUUUGCACCAAAAUCUUCAAAGAAACAACCCGUCCCAAAAAAAAACCACCAGGCAAAUCCCGCCCCCCACCACGGUACCCACACGGUACGUACAGUAUUAAGAUCCCCACACUAUUCACAAAGAAGUCCACGGCCACGCCCACCACGCCGAACGCUGCUCCAACAUCCGCCCACCCCCGUCGGGACAAUCCGCAACCCGCCAUCUCCUCCACAAUGCGCGCCGCCAUGCCGCGUCUAGCCACGCUCGCGGCCACCGUCUACUCGCUCCCCGUCGCCCGCGCCGAGCCCCCACGGGCACCCGUCAAGGCCCCGCUCCCGCGCACCGACUCCACCGUCCCUCUCUCUACCCCCGACCAGCGCCGCACCUCAAACCCGGACGACAUGGUCCCCAUCACCCGCGAGCUGCUCUCGCACCACUACCGAAACUUCCCGGACCCCACCGUCAGCGACGACCUCCGAGCCCUGCGCGUCAGGAUGCAGGUCCUCCGAGAGGCCGCGGGCCGCCACGCAGACGUCGACUCCAUUUUGACAGAGCAGCUGCCCUCGGGCCUGGACAGCUCCAUGUACAAGGCCCGCUGCGCCUGCGAGGAGGCUGCCGAGCGCGUCGAGGACACCCCCGCCUUGGCCGCCUUGCAGGCCCGCCUGCGCGGCUGCGCACACAAGUUCGAGCACUUCCAGAUCAAGCAGCGCGAGCACGUCAACUCAGUCAUCGACCAGUUUCUGCCGCAGGACUUCCGCGCCUCGCUCUUCACCGCCGCGAAGAACAACAGUGAGAAACGCAACGCCCAGGCCAUGCGCGAUUUGAUGGCCGCCGGCGGCACCGUGCGCGACAAGUACAAGCUCUUGUGGGAGCAGCAGUGGAGACGGAGGGAGAACUUGGCCGCCGUAGGUAACGCUACCGGCGUGUGGAAGUGGCUCGUCAAGUAUCUCGCGGGCGUGCCGCAGCCGCUGCUGACGUUUGCCAAGAAUAUCAACGCCAAGGACGGGCCCACUGAGGCGCUCAGGGAGAAGUUUGGCGCAACCUUGGCGGAGCUUGCCAACUUUGCCAUCGCAAUGAACGCGCUUUGUGCGGCCGUGGCCAAGGCGGGAGGCGAUGAGGCCGCUGCUAGGCUGCUGCAAGAGAGCUUACAAGUUUAUGAGAGGGAGAUUGACGCUUUUGUCAAGCUUUUGCAGAGAGUAAUUACGAAUUCUCCCUUCUUUAUCGAGCCAGAUCAGAUCGAGGCGGCCGGGCGGACUAAAGUCAAGCCGCUACAUUCUUGAUUAGGGUGUCACGAAUCAUAAGUGUUUUGCACAUUUCACACAGAUUUUGUACUAAUACAGUAGACCAGAUUAUAGAAAUCCACGGCAAUGGCGUGGAAGAGGUACAAAGGAAGGGGCGAGCCCCAAGGAAGAGUUUGCAGGUGCAAAGUUGCAACUGUGCACAAAGAAGGAUGAGCAGUCAUGCGAGAAAGCACAGCAACAACUCUUACAUACCACAUGUAUUGUACGGUAUGCCGUAAUAAAUUUACAAGUCAGGCAACGACGCACCCGACAGCUUGCAUUCGAUUGUCA
Messenger RNA from Chondrus crispus (carragheen), 1662 nucleotides. RefSeq lists its product as hypothetical. The record is from RefSeq and is a predicted model, not a curated record. The transcript has 2 exons. Lineage: Eukaryota; Rhodophyta; Florideophyceae; Gigartinales; Gigartinaceae. Bases 1 to 1371 code for a protein of 456 amino acids.